Molecule: messenger RNA, 8473 nt
Organism: Onychostruthus taczanowskii (white-rumped snowfinch)
Lineage: Eukaryota; Metazoa; Chordata; Aves; Passeriformes; Passeridae
Gene: CEP290
Product: centrosomal protein 290
Exons: 56
Coding region: 468-7871 (2467 amino acids)
Source: RefSeq, a predicted model, not a curated record
GUCCCGGGGAGCCCGCCCGGUGGCGGGGGUGGUGCUCGGGGCCGUUGCCCAGGCGAAGCGGCGCUGUCGGGCGGGAUCGCGCCCGGCCCGCCGGGCUGCCCCUCGGGACUGGGACAGCCCGCUUGGCACCAGGAGGCUUGUCUGUGGGUGCCACGGAAGCGCUGACUUUUCCUGCGCCCACGAGUAUCCGGGUCCGCGGGAGAGUCUGAUGGCGUCGUCUGGCAGCAGCCACCGUCAUCCUCCGGGAGCGCAUCCUGGAGGGAUCCUGGGCUGUCAUUGUGUCCUAUGUCUGGGAUAUGCCAGACAGGAGAGAAUGGGAGUCUGCGAAGAUCCUCUCUCGACUGGGGCUUUGUAAUUAAGAUCUUGCGCUUCGCAGAGCUACUCCGGAUACUGCAUUGACUUUCAGGCAUGAGAGAAAUCAGUGUGGCCCACAAGAACCAGUAGGAAAAAAAAGUCAUACCAUCAAUAUGGCACCUGUUUUAGAUUGGAAGAAGCUCAUGAAAGUUGAUCCAGAUACUCUGCCUCGUCAAGAGGAGCUAGCGGACAGAUUGCUGGAUAUCAUGAUCAAGGUUGAUGGGAAAGACUUAAACACUGAAACUCCAGAAAAAAUGGUACAGCUUUUUAAAAUUACUCAAUCACUACUGAAGAUGAAAGCUCAAGAGGUAGAACUGGCACUAGAAGAAGUUGAAAAAGCUGGGGAGGAACAAGCCAAAUGUGAAAAUAAUUUUAAAACCAAGCUGAUAAAACUUCAAAAUGAAUUAGAGAUGGCGCAAAAAUGUGCUUUUGGUCGUGAUACUCGUUUUUUGCGUGAUGAGAUCCACCAGCUGGAAAAGGAAUUGGAACAAAAGGAGAGACAGUUAACAGAUACAGAAAAGGAGUUGGAAAAGGAGAAGAAAGUGAGUGAACAGCUUGCUCUUCGAAUUGAAGAUGCUGAAAAUGAAAACAUCAGAUUCAGGAGAGAGAAUGAACAGUUGCGUCAGGAUGUGGUUGACUAUCAGAGGCAAAUAGAUUCUCAAAAAGAAGCAAUUCCAUUACGAAGAGGAGAGAUACCUGAUUACACAUCACAGCUGUCCAAAAGAAGCUCUGAGCUUGUCCAGUAUUUGGAUGAAAUUCAGAAUUUGACAGAAGCAAAUGAGAAGUUAGAGAUUCAAAACCAAGAAAUGAGGAAAAAUCUUGAGGAAUCAGUGCAAGAAAUGGAGAAGAUGACUGAUGAAUAUAGCAAAAUGAAACUAAUUGUGCAACAGUCUGAUAUUAUUAUGGAUGAGUUAAGAAAAGAGAAAGAUCGGUACAAAUUUCAAGUUCAGGAUCUUUCAGACCAGCUGAAAGCAAAGAAUGAGGAAGAUGAUCCACUCAUGGCAGCUGUAAACACAAAAGUUGAAGAAUGGAAGAAAAUCUUAUCUUCAAAAGAUGAUGAACUCCUACAGUAUCAGCAAAUGUUAUUUAACUUGGAAGAGAAAAUGAAAAUGGUCCAACUUGAUGUAGACAGAAACAGUAUACUGUCCCUUCAGCAGGGUAUGCAAGAGCGAGAUGCUCAGAUAAGAUUGCUCACUGAGCAAGUUGAACAGUAUACCAAAGAAAUGGAGAAAAAUGCAUUCAUUAUUGAGAAAUUAAAAUAUGAUCUCAAAAACGAUAAAGGUCACUCAUCUCUUGCUCAGCCAAACCAAACUGGGGAUAUGCAAGAAAAGUUUAAAAUGCUAGAAGAGAGAACUAUGGAGGCUGAGAAAUCAGCAGAAUUGGCAGAAGCACAUGCUAGAGAAAAAGACCAAGAACUUGUUGAGACUUUGAAAAGAAUGAGAGACUAUGAACUGGGAAUAUAUGGUUUGGAAGAAGCUGUUGCUGAAAUCAAAGAUUUAAGAAAGCAAGUCAAAAUACGAGAACAUGAGAUUGAGUCAUUAAUUAAGGAAGUCAAUAAACUUGAACUUAAAAUAAAUGAUCUUCUUGAUGAAAAUGAAGAACUCAGAGAGCGCUUAGGUCUUGAGCCAAAGACAAUGAUUGAUUUAAAUGAAUUCAGAAACAGCAAAGCACUGAAGCAGCAGCAAUAUAGAGCUGAAAACCAGAUUCUUUUGCAAGAGAUUGAAAGACUAGAAGAGGAAAGAAUUGAACUGAAAAAGCACAUUCGUAAGUUGGCUCAGGAGAAAGGAAGAAGAGUUGCAACAAUAGGGUUGGAUGCUGAUAAUAUGCAGAUGACUGAUAGCUUUACUGAAGAGAAGGGAAAGAAUACGAGGAGGUUGGAUUUCUUGAGCAAUCAUGGCACUGCUGAAGUAGAAGCAAAGAAUGAAUACCUUGCAACUGAAUUACGUGAGAGAGAGAGAGAUUUGGAGAAGAACAGGACUGUAAUGGCCAAAUUUCAAUCUAAAUUAAAAGAGUUAUCAGAAGAGAAUAAACAACUUGAACAAGGAAUGAAGGAAAUAUUGCAAGCCAUCAAGGAAAUGCAGAAGGAUUCCAGUAUGAAGGGAGGAGAAACAGCCUUAAUAAUCCCUAGUCUGGAUCGCUUAGUUCAUGCAAUGGAGUCAAAGAAUUCAGAGGGGAUCUUGGAUGCUGGUGUACACUUGAAAGCCCAGGUUGACCAGCUUACAGGACGAAAUGAGGAAUUGAGACAGGAGCUAAAAGAGACUCAGAAGGAGGCAACAAGUUUGUCUAAUCAGCUGGCAAGUGCCAAUGAAAAGAUUGAACAAAUGAAAAAUGAAAUUUCCUUAUUGCAUCAGUCAGAAGGUGCCAAUAUUGUCUUCCAAACAGUGAAUCUUCCAGAAGGAAUGGCUCCUUCAAGUGUUAAUACAAUUAAUUCUCUGAACGAAUAUUUGAUACAUCUUACACAGGAACUGGAAAACAAAGAAAAGUUGCUUAAACAAUUAGAAGAUGCAGUGGAGGACUACAAACGAAAAUUUGCUGUAAUUCGUCAUCAACAAGGCUUGCUGUAUAAAGAAUAUCAAAGUCAAAAGGAAACCUGGCAAAAAGAAUCAGAAAAUAUUAAAAAGGAAAUGAAAAAACUGGAAGAGGAAAAAGAAGAGGAUGCUACGAAAAUAAAGGCAUAUUCUAAUUUACUUGAUGCACUUGAGAAGGAUCCUGAUGAAACAAAGAAAGUACUUGCAGAAAAUAAUAGAAAAAUAACUGUUUUACGAGUUAAUGAAAAAUCACUAACAAGGCAGUGUACCACUUUACUUGAAAUGGAGCGGCACCUCAGAAAAGAAAAUGAUAAACUAAAGGGUGAAAUAACACAUAUGGAGACUGCAGUUACAGGGAAGAUUGGAAACUUGCAGCGAUUCAAGGAGAUGGCUUGCUUUAAGAUUUCAGCUCUGCAAAAAGUGCUGGACAGUAGUGUGCCAUUGUCUGAGCUAGAAGUGGCCAAUAAGCAGUACAAUGCAUUAACUGCUAAAUACAGAGAGAUGUUACAAAAAGAUAAUUUGCUUGUGCAACGGACAACAAACAUGGAACACAUGGAGCGUGAGAAUGAAUCCUUGAAAGAACAGAUAACUUCGUUGAAUAAGGAACUGGAGAUCACAAAAGAAAAACUUCACACUGUAGAACAAGCGUGGGAGCAGGUUACUAAACUGGGGGAUGACAAUGCCAUGGACAAAGCCACAAAAGCAAUAACCAACAGUGAGAUUUUGUCCAUUUCUAAGAAAAUCACCAUGUUGGAAAUGAAGGAACUAAAUGAAAGACAGAGAGCAGAGCAUUCACAACGAAUGUAUGAGCACUUAAGGGGCACUGUAAAGCAAAUAGAAGAACGUAAUUUUGAAUUGGAAACAAAAUUUGCUGAGCUCACCAAAAUCAAUCUUGAGGCACAGAAAGUGGAACAGGAAUUAAGGGAUGAACUGUCAAAAAGUGUAAGUAAGGCAGUAAGUGAUGCAGAUAGACGACAAAUUAUGGACCUAGAGAAGCAUGAGAUGGAGCUCAAGAUUGAAGUUUCAAAGUUAAAAGAACUGUCUGAUGUAGCACAAACACAAGUUGAAGCUCUGGAGGCACGCCAGCAAUACAGAGAUAAAGAAGUGGAAUAUCUUAGAAUGCAAAUUUUAGAUUAUCAGGCACAAUCAGAUGAAAAAGCAAUUAUUGCAAAACUGCAUCAAGAUAUCAUAGCCCUUCAAGGUAGUGAAUCUGUUGCUGUAGACCAAUUGGAGAAGUUUAAGUUGAAACUACAGAAGAUGGAGAUCCAUAAUCUACGUCUGGAGCAGAAGCUUGAUGAGAGAGAUCAAGCGUUAUAUUUUGCCCGACUUGAAGGAAAAAAUAGAGCCAAGCAUCUACAACAGACAGUUCAGUCUUUGCGGCGACAGUUUAGUGGUGCUCUGCCUUUAGCACAGCAAGAAAAAUUCUCUAAAACAAUGAUUCAGCUACAGACUGACAAACUGAAGGUCUUGGAAGAAGUUCAGCAUGCCCAGCAGGAGCGUAGAAAUGCAGAAAACAGAGCAUUAGAGCUGGAGUUGAAACUGAAAAGUUUAGAAGAAUUAGUAAGUGCAUUGAAGGAUACAAGAGGAGCUCAAAAGGUAAUUGUGUGGCACAUGAAAAUGGAGGAACUCCAUCUGCAGGAACUUAAACUCAGUCGAGAGUUAGUCAAGCAAAAAGAAGAGGUGAAGUAUUUGCGUAAUAUAAUUUCUGAAUAUGAAUGUACAAUCAGUAACCUGGAAGAAGAAAUUGUACAGCAGAACAAGUUUCAUGAAGAAAGGCAAAUGGCUUGGGACCAGAGAGAAGUAGAACUACAGCGCCAGUUAGACCAGUAUGAUCAUCAACAAACUGAAAUACUUAGCACCGCUUUAAAGUUUGAAGAGGCUGCAGGCUCAGUUCCAGACCCUAGUUUGCCAGUCCCACAGCAACUUGAGUUGGCUUUAAGAACGAUUCAGGAACAUAUUCGAACAAUCCUGGAAACUAGGGCAACCUGCAGAUCACUGGAGGAGAAAUUAGAAGAAAAGGAGACCGCUCUGUGGAAAGCUGAACAAAAUGUUAUAUCAAGAGACAAAGUUAUAAAUGAAUUAAGACUUCGAUUACCUGCAACAUCAGGAGAGAAAAUAAUGGCUGAAUUAAGCAAACAAGAAGAUGACUCAGAGUACCGUCAUGCCAUUAAAAUUGCUCAUCAAACCAUUGCAAAUAUGCAAGCAAGAUUAAAUCAAAAGGAGGAAGCGUUAAAAAGAUACCAAUAUAUGCUUGCUAAAGCAAGAGAGGAACAAGAGGAAAUAGCAAAGAAGCAUGAGGAAGACAUAAGAAUUCUACACCAGAAGUUAGAUUUGUACACUGACAAUUCCCUUAAUAACUUCAAAGAGACAGCUUUGGAGUUGGGGAAAAAGACUUCUAUGUCCCUAUCCAACAACAAAUAUUUUCAUCACUUAGAGCAAACUGUAGCAGAACAGGAUAAUUCUCUUGCUUCACUUGUUGGAGAAUUAAAGAAAACAUCAUCUGAUUUGGAGAAACAAAAACAAAUUACUGUAUCGAAAAUCAAUGAGUUUGAGACACUCAGAGCCCAGCUUCAAGAAAAGCACACAGUUGAUAUGGAACAAAUCAAAGAAGAAGCAAAUGAACUGAGGAACAUAUUGUCUCAGAAGGAGAAGGAAUUAGCAAAUGUUAAAGCUGAACUGGAGGUCCAAAAAGAAGCAAAUAAUAGAGCACCCACAGCAACCCUGAAAAACCUGGUGGAACAGUUGAAGAGCCAGUUAGCGAUAAAAGAGAACCAGCACAAAGCUUUGAGUAGAGCACUUCUAGAGCUCCGAGCAGAAAUGACUGCCAAUGCUGAACAGCAAAUUAUUUCUGCUGCGUCACAAAAAGAGGCACAGAUGAAUGUCCAGGAGAUUGUUGACAAACAAACCAAGGGGCUUAUGACACAGAUAGAGGAAUUGAAUAAUCAGAUGAUAAGACUUACAGAGAACCUUAAAAUAAGUAAAAGCAAGGAAGCUUUGUUGUCUGAUGAAAGGGAUGAGUUAAACCAAGAGUUUCAGAAGAAAGAAAAAGCACUUGCUAAAAUAUUGAAGGAAAAAAAUGAAAUAGAAAAAGAAAAUGAAGAACUGAAGAACCGAAUUAGGAGGCUAAGCAAUAGCAUUCAGAGCAAAGCUGAUGAACAAAAUCUGGUAGAUGUGCUUCAGAAAAAAAUUAAGAAGUUGGAAAGUGACCUUGAGAAAAAGUCUGAGGAAACAGAAAAGAAGGGUCUAAGAGAAGACAAGACCUCCAAGGAGGAAAUAAUUAGAUGGGAUGAAGGUAAAAAAUGGCAAAUGAAAAUGGAAGGAUUGCGGAACAAACUAAGGGAAAAGGAGAAAGACGCAGAUGCUUUAUCCAAACAGUUGAAUACAUUGAAGGAAAUUUAUACAAAGAGUGAAAAAGAGAAAAUUGCUCUGCAGAAGAAACUGAAAACUACUGGCGUCACUGUUGACCGUGUUGUUGGAGUAAGAGCCACAGAAACUGAAAAAGAAGUGGAAGAACUAAGAAAACAGAAUCUAGAGUUAGAAAAUGAAGUUGCACACUUGAGAACACUGCAAGCAAUCCCACGAGACUCUGUUGUGGAAGAUUUACACUUCAAAAAUCAAUACCUCCAGGAAAAGCUUCAUGCAUUGCAGAGACAAUGUUCAAGAGAGACAUUUUUGAAACCCUCGACAUCAGCAACAGGAUCAAGUGAUCAGUAUCGAAGACAACAAGAAAAGGAAAAUUUAAGAUUGUCAUCUGAAAACAUUGAGCUAAGAUUCCAAAUAGAGCAAGCCAAGAAAGAUUUGCCAAGACUAAAGGACCAAGUAGAGGAUUUGAAAGAAAUGUGUGAACUUCUCAAAAGAGAGAAAGCAGAAGCUGAACGAAAGCUGAACAGCAUUAGAGGGGCUGGUAGAAGUGGAAAGACAGUCCCAGAACUGGAAAAAACAAUUGGCUUGAUGAAAAAGGUUGUAGAGAGAGUCCAAAGAGAAAAUGAAGAACUGAAAAAAGCUCCAGCUGUGGUUUCUAAUGAGAAAUUACUUGGUCUUGAGCAGGAAAAUGAGAGGCUAAAGUCUGAAAUGGAAAAAAUGAAACUUGAUCUGGAGGGCCAGCUGAAUGUGCAUUAUGAAUCUAAAACCAAAGGAAUGGAAAAACUCAUUACUGAAAAUGAGAGACUGCGUAAAGAACUGAAAAAGGAAGCUGACAGUGGAGAGAAGCUACGAAUAGAGAAGAAUAACUUGGAGAUAUUAAAUGGGAAGUUAAAUGUUCAGCUGGAGGAAACCAUUAAGAAGCUAAAUUUGGCUGAGAGCCAAUUUGAUGGAGCUGACAGCAGAAACUGGAAGUCCAUUGUAACAAGAAUGCAGGAAACUAAGUUGAAGGAAAUGGAAACGGAUAUUGCUAAAAAAGCCCAAAGCAUUGCAAACCUUAAACAGCUGCUUCAGGAAGCAAAAGAACGUGAAAACAAUGCUGAUAAAAAUUUACAAGAUCUAAAAGAACAAGUACCUGGUACUGGUGCUUCUCAGUGUAAGAUUGAGCAUCUUAAACGUCUUCCUGAAGGUGCAGGGACAGAGCAAAACAUCAUGAAGGAGCUUCAGCUUUUAAGAUCAACUAAUAAUCAGUUAGAGAAAGAAAAAGCAGAACUACUACAUCAGAUGAAGGCUUAUAAGAAUGAAAGACACACCUCUACAAGUGAAGGUCCUGCAGCUGGACAUAAUGAAACUGUAGAGGAUAAAAUUGACAAACUACUGAAAGAAAUUGAUGACCUCCAGUCACAGCUGGAGGUUUCAGAGCUCGAAAAACAGAAAUUAAAGGAAGAGACAAAAGAGCUGAGAAGAGAACUAGAGACCUAUAAUCCUUCCUUUUUUGAAGAACUUGAGGAUCUAAAAUAUAACUACAAGGAAGAAGUAAAAAAAAAUAUUAUCUUGGAAGAGAGAUUGAACCAGCUUUGUGAAGAGUUUGGCCUUCAGGAUAGUCCAGGCAAUAUUUCUGUUGAUUAGGGUAGCGUUUCGUAUCCUCAUCAUUGAUACAAAAAAUAAAACUGUCUGUUUCUCUUGGAAUUAUACAAGUCUCUUAAAGUUAUGUUAAUCUGCACACACCUAAGAGGGCAGAAUUGGAUUAUUCAACAGUUAAUUGUCAGUAUUUAUAUACAACAGUCAAAACAAAAGCAAGUUUUAUCUCUCCCAGCUCUUGUGCAAUAAUCUAUUUUUAUUCAAAAUAGUUAAUUUGGAUAAUAAGGUGUCAGGUGAAAUUGCAACUUUGGGCUUCUUUUAAAAAUUAAUAAACCUUUAAACUGUCAGCAUACUAAGUAUGCUAAAUCCCAGAUCAGUAAGAUUAUGUAAUUUGCUCUUGUUGUCAUGUGCAACCAUAAUGUUUAACUCUGAACUCAGGGUGAGUGUACUGGAUGCCUGUUCUUACAUUCCUGGUUAUUUUUACCUCAAUGUUAAAAAAUCCAAGAACAAAGAACUGAAAAUGAAGCUAUAGUAUUUCAGACAAACCACUGGUAUUUUUGUACAUAAUUGAUUUUUCAUUUUGUUUAUUUUAUAUUGCUGGAUGUAUAGUUUUAUAGCAGAGAUGAAAUAAAGCCAACUCAAAUGAUCAU